Lactuca saligna is the source of this 297-nucleotide messenger RNA. The record is from the annotation of a GenBank genome assembly. NCBI's taxonomy places the organism in Eukaryota, Viridiplantae, Streptophyta, Magnoliopsida, Asterales, Asteraceae.
AUGUAUGAACAUUGCGUUGCCCAUGUUAGUGCACGUGAAGAGUCUUACGCGGUGUUAAGCCAUUGGAUCUUUGGGAUGAAUGAGAUGGAAGGUGGUGACUUGGUUUGUAUUACUAGAAGAGAUUUGACACCGAUGAAGAAGAUGUGUUGGGUUAUUAUAAGUCACCAUGGUAAGUUUUUCAAGCUUUUUUCCGUACCUCAAAUCAAUAUAGAUGAUGAAAACACCAAUGAAGAAGAUGUGUUGGGUUAUUACAAGUCAUGGAAUCACAUCAUUGGUGGAGGUCUCACCAAAUAUUAG